This is a messenger RNA of Laccaria bicolor S238N-H82, 1176 nucleotides long. RefSeq lists its product as uncharacterized. The record is from RefSeq and is a predicted model, not a curated record. The coding region runs from base 1 to 1176 and encodes 391 amino acids. The transcript is spliced from 6 exons. Lineage: Eukaryota; Fungi; Basidiomycota; Agaricomycetes; Agaricales; Hydnangiaceae.
AUGGCGCGCACAAUUCUCAAUAUCCUAGUCGUUCUUGUCGCCAUUUUGGGGGGUUUCUACCAACUCUACCUUAGACCUACCCUCGUCAAGUUCGGUCUAGGGCGUGUCGUCGAGAAUAUCGGCAAUAAAGAUGCCUGCAUUACCGUGCCAGAGCUAUCAGCUUGCGAGAAAAUGGUUCUUUACCAACCAACGGGGCUCAUGUACUUGGCAUGCUCUACUCCACAAAGUCGCGUCCACUGGACUCCCACUAUGGGGCGCCUGAAUGCGACCGGCGCAUCUCGUACCGAUUACGUCGCGACUUAUGAUCCUAAAACAUCGCGCAUCACCCGUCUGAACGUCGCCAACUUUGCGACCCAAUCGCGCGGCCUCUCGCUACACGGAAUGGAUGUCGUUUCAUCAUCCUCGAACCCUAAUGAUCUUUUCAUCUAUUUGGUCAACCACCGUGCUCCGCUUGGCAAUCUUCUCGCAUCUAAAGUCGGCGCAGAUUCUGUCAUUGAGCUUUUUAAGACUACCGUUGGUGGUUCUAUGAUGACCCACAUUAAGACCUUCCAAGAUGAAUCCGUCAUCAUCACACCCAAUGACAUCGUCGGCUCUCCUGAUGGAAAGAGCUUCUACUUCACGAACGAUCACGGUGCUAGAGUCGGUUUGACAAGAGAUCUCGAAAUGUUGGGCUAUGCGGUUACAUCCGUGGGCUAUUGUCACAUUGAUGAAGGAUGCAAGUUCGCAAUCAAGAACAUGCACGGCAAUAAUGGCAUCGCGCAGGCCCCUAACGGAACCUUUUAUGUUGCUAACGCUGUUUGGGGUGGUCUGACAAUUCUUGAGCCGCAAGCCGAUAAAUCACUCGUAAUUACAGACUACGUGAAAACCGAUCGUGGAAUGGACAACCUAUCCGUUGACUCGGCGGGACAUGUCUGGGCAGCGGGCUUUCCCAACGCGCUCAUCCUCGCUCUCCAACACUUCUCAGAUCCCACAAUCCCCUGUCCAUCCAACGCGCUUCGUUUCUCCAUAAACACCGGCCCAAACGCGUUCUACGGUGAAAAAUAUAAAAUGGACAAGGUCUUCGAAGACGAUGGGACCUUUGCCUCGGGCAUCACUACCGUUGUACACGACGCGGAAAGGAAGCUGCUCUUUCUGGAUGGCGUUACCGCUCCAUCGUUAUUCGUAUGCAAGCUCUAA